AUGUUACAAUUUAGAAAUAAUAGAUUAUUAUCUAUUAUAAACAAGUCUACAUUAUCUUCUUCAUCAUAUACUUCAUCUAUAUUUAGUUAUUGUACAUGUUCAAGUAAAAAACAACAACAAACAAAUGAUGAUAGUACAACUAUUACUUCUACUACAUCAUUAAAGACAAAAAAGAAUUUAAUAGGAUUAUCAAAAGAAGAGAUUGAAACACAAUUUGAAACAUUGGGAUUAGAGAAAUAUAGAGCAAAACAAGUAUGGAAAUGGAUAUAUAACAAGGGUACAAAGAAUAUAGAUCAUAUCGAUAAUCUAUCGAAAAAACAUCGUGAUAUACUGUCGGAAGUGUACAAUAUCGAUCAUGGAGUGGUAAACAAGGAUAGUCUUUCAAUUGAUGGAACGAGAAAGCUUUUGGUUGAAUUUAAAGGUGACGAGGUUGAAACUGUAUUCAUCCCCGAAAGAAAUAGAGGUACUCUAUGUAUAUCUAGUCAAGUUGGUUGUACGUUUCAAUGUACUUUUUGUCAUACCGGUACACAGAAAUUGGUUAGAAACUUAACGGCUGGUGAAAUUGUCUCUCAAGUAUUUACUGCUAGAUCAUUAAUGCAUGAUUUUGGUCCAACUACUAAUAAAAGAUUAUUAACAAAUGUUGUUUUAAUGGGUCAAGGGGAACCAUUAUAUAAUUAUAGAAAUGUAUCAAAAGCAUUAAAAAUAUUAACAGAUGGUGAAGGAAUUUCAAUAUCAAAAUCAAAAAUAACUCUUUCGACAUCAGGAGUGGUUCCAUUGAUCGAGAGACUUGGGCAAGAUUUCCCUGGUAUUGGAUUAGCUAUUUCAUUACAUGCUAGUAAUAACAAAACACGUUCAGAGAUUGUACCAAUCAAUCAACAAUGGCCAAUUGAGGAAUUGGUACAAGCAUGUAUCAAUUUUACACAAAAAUAUACAAAAGAUCGUAUCACUAUUGAAUAUGUCAUGCUCAAAGGUAUUAAUGACGCCAAACAAGAUGCAUACAAUUUAAUACAAUUGGCAAGUCAGUUUCCAUCUUUGAUCAAUCUCAUCCCUUUCAAUCCAUGGCCAGGUACUAUUUACGAGUGUACUCCAAUCGAUCAAAUAGAAUCAUUUGCUAGAAUUUUAGAAAGAGGUGGACUUAAAGUAACCGUUCGCCAGCCACGUGGCACCGAUAUUCUAGCCGCAUGCGGUCAACUUGUUAGUUCAAGCCAGAAAAAGAAAGGUAUAAUCAUUCCAGAACAAGAAGGAGAAGUUAUUAAAAAAGAUUUACCUUUAAAAUCUUCUUAUUUAAAUAAUGUAUAA
Messenger RNA from Cavenderia fasciculata, 1299 nucleotides. Its product is annotated as putative ribosomal RNA large subunit methyltransferase N. NCBI's taxonomy places the organism in Eukaryota, Evosea, Eumycetozoa, Acytosteliales, Cavenderiaceae. Bases 1 to 1299 code for a protein of 432 amino acids. The record is from RefSeq and is a predicted model, not a curated record. Gene Ontology annotation, biological process: tRNA methylation; rRNA base methylation. Gene Ontology annotation, molecular function: iron-sulfur cluster binding; RNA methyltransferase activity. The transcript has 2 exons.